Messenger RNA from Chara braunii, 5813 nucleotides. NCBI's taxonomy places the organism in Eukaryota, Viridiplantae, Streptophyta, Charophyceae, Charales, Characeae. The record is from the annotation of a GenBank genome assembly.
AGAGAGAGAGAGAGAGAGAGAGAGAGAGAGAGAGAGAGAGAGAGAGAGAGAGAGAGAGAGAGAGAGAGAGAGAGAGAGAGAGAGGAACACAGACAUUGUAUAAGAUGGCGCAGGAAGGUUGCUCUGGAGGUGGAGAAGGAAAGCAGGUGGGCGACGAUGGAGAGCCUCUCUUCACAGUGUCUGAGUUCCUUGAAGAGCUCGAAGAAAAAGAGAAGGAGGCAGAGAUGGUCUUAGGAGGUGGGGACUCCGGCGAUGUGUGCAGCUAUGAUGAGGGUUACCUUCCCCGGCAAGGGGUAUUUGUUUGUGAGACGUGCACACCCAACGCGCAAGCAGGGGUCUGCUUGGCCUGUUCGCUCACAUGUCAUGAUAAGCAUGAGAUUGUGGAGAUCUGGACUCGUCGCCGAUUUCGCUGUGAUUGUGGUAACUCCAAGUUUGGGGGUGUCCCAUGUAAAUUGAGGCCAGAUAAGGAUCCUAUCAACCCAAAGAAUGUAUAUAACCAGAACUACAGGGGUGUGUACUGUAUCUGUCACCGACCUUAUCCAGAUCCCGAACGAGCAGAGCGAGACGAGGAGGAACGCAUGAUUCAAUGUACCAUCUGCGAAGAUUGGUUCCAUGAGGAGCACCUCGGGAUUCCUACGGACCAGCUUCCUCAUGAAGAUGACAGUGCGUCUGAAGAUUUCAUCUGUGGAGGUUGUGUGGCGCAAAGGGUUCCCUUUAUCGAAGAGUAUCCGGAGUUGCGGUUAUUCCCACUUCCUGCUCCACCGCCGCCAUGUCAAGGUAGCGGCGGAGUUGUUGAAAAUGGGGAUGCUACAGUGAAGGGAGAGCCAAGCGGGGAGCCGAGCUCUGGCAUGGAAACAAAUGGUGGUUCGCACGUGAACGAUCAGGGAAUGAAGACGGAGGAGGAGGACGCCGCUGGCGCCGCCAAAGGUGUUGAAUGUGAGAGAAAUGGGAAGAUGCCUGUGUGCAAAAAUGGCUCUGACAUGGCGGUGUCGGGAGAACAUAGUGGUCUUGAGCCAUCUCUUGCAGUUCUGAAAGCAGAAAACGAAGACGAUGACAGACGCAGACUUUCUCAAGGACAAAUUGGGUGUAAGAGGAAACGAAGAGACUGCCGCAUCCAUUAUUGCGCGAAUGGCGGAAGCACCCCAGUCGCUGAGUUGGACUCCAAAAGGACCGGCAACGGGACUGCGGGUCAUUUCCACCAGAACGCAGCCAGUACAUGCAUCAGCGUUGCCAACGGCCAGACGGGCCCGUGCGAGGUCAGGGCACAUGGCAAUGGGGUGGUUGCAGGAGCAGACUGUGACAGUGGAACCAAGCGAGAGGUGAGUGGGAGUUUGUUGCAGGAUAUCAAAGGCGAUCAUCAUCCGGCUAACGGAAGCAUUACCGAGCGUUUGAUGGAGAAUCCGCGGGCGCUAUUCUUGAAGAAGGAUUGGAGGCUCGAGCUGUGUCACUGCGACGGCUGUUGUGCCAUGUAUCGCCAGAUUGGUGUCGACUUCUUGCUCGAUCCGGAAGAUACUAUGCAAAUGUAUCAAGAGAAAGGCAAGGCCAAAACAGAACAGCGCAAGCAGGAGAUAGAGCAAGUACAGAAUAAUCUCUGGAACUCAUUGGGACGUACUGGACAAGUUGAGUUCCUUCAUGGUUUCAAUGACUUAGCAGAGAAUCUUCGAUCGUUUCUGAUGCCUUUUGGACAGUCAGGCCAACCGGUCACCGAACAAGAUGUGAGAGGUUUUUUCGAGCAGCUGAAAGACAGGCGACGGCGGUUAAGCUGAGAGUGAGUCGUCAUCCAAGGACGGACGCCAUGAUGUCAUAGCGCGAUGGCUACAGGAUCGGCACCGACGUUGGGCAAAUCUGAAACUGGCGUGGAGAGGGUUUUCCGACGAGCUGAAAGAGAAGUGUGUGUGUGGAUAACGGUCACCGGACAAGACGAGCAGCUGAAAGGCAAACAUCGACGGUUAAACCACCAGUACUUGGCCCAGCUAUCGGCCGCGGAAAAAAAAGGAGUAGAAACGUUUCUAGUCGGAUGAAUUUGGGCGCUCCUGUGGUAGCCCGUACGUUUCCUAAAAUCGUGGCGCGUUAACAGGCACGACUCGAGGACGUACUGGUGGUUUACGCUGAGAGAGUCGAUAUCCGAAGACAGCAUGAUGUCAGAAUGUGAUGGCUAUCAGAUCAGCAACUGUGUUGGCCAAUCCGAAACAGGUGUGGAGAUACGUGAGAGGGGGGUUUUCCGAGCAGCUGAAAGAGAAGCAUCAGGAUGAUGGUCGCUGAACAAGACGAGCGCAGCUGAAAGACGAAAGUCGGCAGUUAACCCCGCAGUACUUGUGAUCCUUCCCACGCCGGGCCUCAAAACGCGCUGUGUGCACCCACAAAAAAAACAAACCGUCGCAGGACUUCUUGUUGCUGGCGCUGCUGCUAGCCAUUUUUCGCUCUGGCUGCCGACACCCGAAGUUUAUUCGUCUUGCGCAUAUCAGGAUGAUGGUCGCUGGACAAGACGAGUGCAGCUGAAAGACGAACGUCGGCAGUUAACCCAGCAGUACUUGUGAUCCUUCCCACGCCGGGCCUCAAAACGCACUGUGUGCACCCACAAAAAACCCAAACCAUCGCAGGACUUCUUGUCGCUGGGGCUGCUGCUAGCCAUUUUUCGCUCUGGCUGCCGACCCCCGAAGUUUAUUCGUCUUGCGCUUAUAGCCUUGUUGGAGAAACAUGGCUGGGUAAUGUACUGGCGGUUUACGCUUAGAGAGUCGUCAUCUGACGAGUCCAUCAUCUCAUCAUAGUGUGAUGGCUAGUGUGAUCAACAGCGAGGUUGGUCAAAUCUGGAACAGGCUCGGCGAUACAUGGGAGGGGUUUCCAAGCAGCUGAAGGACAAGCAUGAGGAUGACCAUAGAGGGGUCCUUGUCCAUUUACAGAUUCAAUUGGGUUGUCGCAUGAUGGUUAGCAUAUCAGCUGUGGAGGCUGGCCUCAUAAGAGGAGAACAACAGUGUCCAGUGGAAGAAAGUGGCCAGACUGGCAGAGGUGGGACAAGGAACUAUGAUGAAAAAAACUGUACCAUGUCUGGAGGGAAGUGGAGCUUUGAAACUGUCCUACAGUCUCCACCUGUCUCUGUUGCAAACAAUUGCGCUUGGAAUAUAGCAAAGAACCUGCCACAAGGAGACCCGGGAGUAGGGCCAACAGCAGGUGCUAUGUCCGUGCUUCGAAGGCAUGUACUUGGUCAUAAAAGUUGCCAGGUUCAUGGGUUCAUCGCAUGAACAUAGACGCUGUGAGGUCAGCCCCUCAGCUGCUAUUACGUCGUAGACAUAGAGUACGGUAUGAUGUAAAGUAUCCCUUGGAACUCUGUGCCUUUUGUGGUCCUCUGGGACUGUGGACCCCUUUUCAUCGUCCUUUGGGACUGUGGACCCCUUUUCAUGGUCCUUUGGGACUAUGCACCUUUUCUCUCCUCACGAACGGAUGAAUGCAAGUAAUGUUUCGCCAACGACCACUGGAUUGCGAAUUCAGUUUUAGGCACGGCAUCGAUAGCUGAGAAAGGUACUUUGGUGGUUGUUUAAGGGGUAUAAUAAUAAUAUAAUUGCAGAAAUAGCGUGUUUCUGAAGUUCCACAACGGAAAUGUUGUACGGUUCCGAAAGAUUCGGAGAUCUAUUUUUGGCAAGGAAAGUGGGACCCCGCCCCCCCGCCCGCCCACAAAUAUUUUUGCUGUGAAACUACCGGGACCUCUAAAGCUCCAACGAAAGAUGUAAUUUUUUGCAACGAAACUUGGGGCCCGGCAAUAUUUUUGCUGUGAAACUACCUCGACGCGCUAUUUUUGAAACCUACCCAUUUGGUGGUGGGGUAAUGAAACCUCCCUCUCCCUGCUGCACUCGGUUUCCAGACGUUCCGUCACUCAUUUCUUUGACGCUGGAUCUGCGGAAUUAGGCUCGGACAGGAAGAGACUCAAAAUCUGAAUUCAUCACAGGAAGAAAAACAAAAGAACAACCGAGUCCGUAGCAGACCUGCGGUACACUUGACUCGUUUGUUCACUGCACGAAGCCGUGGAAGGAAAGAAAGGUGGGUGGAGGAUUGCACCUCACGAGACUUGAGUUGUUAAAUCUCAAGUACAGACCCAAGUUCGGAUAAGACCUUGCUUGGUAAGCAUGGAACACGAACAAUGCGGAUCUGGUCAUCGUUAUCUAUAAGAGCUUUAUAAAUAAUUAAAAAAAAAAAAAAAAAAAGAGCAUCUGGAUGGCUGGAACUUGGUCACUGGGAGGAUGCCGAGUACAUGGAGCAUGUGGACGACUGUGAUGCGUGUUCCCCUCCACAGCGGGAGGAUCUCAACGGGGGAAGGAAGGAUGAAUGUGGACCAUGACUUGGGUUGGAAGCAUGGAACAUGGGCAAGGCACCUAUAUUCCCUCAUGGGAAAGAGGAUCUUGAAGAGGAUCUAACUGGGAGGAUGUAUGUGGGAUCAGCACUUUUGGCUGUAAACGUGGAAAAUUGACCAAGAACUUGAAAGAAGAAGAAUCGGAAUAACAUACCUAUGGGACCCGUAGAGAUAUGGCUAGUCCUAGCGCCCUAAGUACCCGUGUGGCAAGGUCACCUCGGUCAGGUCACCUCCGUCUGUAAUAGACUAUAAGGACUGAAUAGAGUAAGUAGGGCUCUACUUAGUCCGGUAUCCACGACCACUGUCCGGUCAGGUCACCUCCGUCUGUAAUAGACUGUAAGGUGACAGUCCGUCGUGAAUAAGGUAGGACGGUGGGAGUAGAGGUGCACUGGGAAACGACAGGGAACUACGUAAGUGGUAGCUUGGAAGGGAAGUUCCAUAGGAAUGCCGCAUGGCCUAGUGCCAACGGCACCCCUCAUAUGUCUACAAAUCCAACCUCUACAACAACCUGGGCUUCAAAAAAAAAAGAAAAAAAUUAAAAAUAAAAUAAAAUGACGAAGAUUGAAUCCUUCAUCAGCAGGAGGAUCAGAACUGGAGAAUAACGUCGAGGCAGAUUAAAGAAUGGUUACCUGAGAACCGGAAAUUGAAACAUCGACCAGAAAAUCUCACACAAGUCUCCCUCUUCGAGCCCUUGUUUUUACAGAAUGUAUGCAGACCAUCACUUGGGUUGUAUGCAUGGAACAUGGGCAAUGUGAUCCAUAUUCCCUCAUCAGUGGGAGGAUCUGGGAGAGAAUCUGGGACACGAUCCGGGAGAGAAUCGGAUCGAAGGAUACAUGUGGACCACUUCUUCCGUUGUAAACGUGGAACAUGGAGAUAGUUCAAUCCUUAUUGCCGCAUCAGCAUGAGGAUCUGGACGGCUGCACAGGGUGGUGAAAUCGAGGGUACACGAUCGCAUUUGCUGUUGCCCUUUGCGAAGGAUCUGGACGGCUGCACAGGGUGUUGAAAUCGAGGGUACACCAUCGCAUUUGCUGUUGCCCUUUGUGAAGGAUCUGGACGGCAACGACCACAUUUGCUGUUGCCCUUUGUGGAAGAUCUGGACGGCUGCACAGGGUGUUGAAAUCGAGGGUAAACGAUCGCAUUUGCUGUUGCCCUUUGUGAUAUGAGUGGAGAUGGAGUACUCAAGUGGUGAAGUUAAGGAAUCUGUGGGCAUAAUUGAUCACAUCUGCCAUGUGCAAAUCUUCGAUCCAUGUGCAGUCCUCAUUGUCGGCCGUGCCGAUGGUAGUGUUCGCAGAUAUGUGGACCGUUAGAUCAACACAUGAAUGUAUAGGAAGGUUGGGACUUCAGAGUUCGGUGAGGUUGGGAUUUCAAAGUUCGGUAAGGUUGGGAUUUCAAAGUUUUGUGGGCAUAGUAGGAGUGGUUAAAGGCUGGGAAUGGAGAUAAUACAGAAUUGUAAUCAAUGCCAUCUUACCUU